Molecule: messenger RNA, 3407 nt
Organism: Serinus canaria (Common canary)
Lineage: Eukaryota; Metazoa; Chordata; Aves; Passeriformes; Fringillidae
Gene: ST6GALNAC6
Product: ST6 N-acetylgalactosaminide alpha-2,6-sialyltransferase 6
Exons: 6
Coding region: 1546-2436 (296 amino acids)
Biological process (GO): oligosaccharide metabolic process; ganglioside biosynthetic process
Molecular function (GO): alpha-N-acetylgalactosaminide alpha-2,6-sialyltransferase activity
Source: RefSeq, a predicted model, not a curated record
AGAGGAGGAGGUGACAAGGGGGUAGAGCUGAGCCUAUACUUGGAAGAGGGUGCUGAAAGCAGCUGAGGUUAUUUGGAAACCAGCAGCUGCAUCUCUCAGGAUGGGUGCUGGGUCUGGGGUGAUCCUCAGUCCCACAGAGCUCAGUGCUGCUGAGCUGUCACUGGGCACUGGCAGCUCCCAUGUCACUGGAGAGAUGGGACGUGCCAUGGGCCAGUGCGUGGCCCUGAGCCCACAGCAGCCCUUUGAACAUGAAAACAGAUGCCACAUGUUUGGGAGGGUCUGGUGCUGUCAGAGGGGCCAGGGGUGAGAGGAGGAGCAGAGAUGAGAGAGGGUGCAGUGAGGAGCAAGUGGUCGAGGAAUUGGGGGUGCUGCCAGGGCUUCUUCGUGCAGGGCAGGGCAGCAGAGGAGCCCAUGGAGCUCUUAGCCUGCCACCUCAGCUUCCACAGCUCUAUGCAGGGCAAGGCAUCACCGGUACAGCGGAGCCAGAAUCGCUCUGGAUCGGCGUCAGGGAUGCAGGUCCCUGCCAGCGGUGGAGCUCUCCCCCUGCGCCACGAACCCCGCCCCGAGCGGGGCCCUGAGCUGCCGGGCCAGCGCGGGGGAGACCUCGGCAUCCCAGCAAUGCGCUGCGCCCGGCAGCGGGCAGGCACGGGGGCUGCUCCUGGCACGGCCGGGCAGCGCUACCCCCCAUCCCCGCUGCCCGCACCUGUGCCCUCGGGGACCGGGCAAUCAGUCCCGGUCUUUCCCGGCGGCUCUCCCGAUCCCGGGAGGGCGGCACUAGGAUCUAGUGGCUCUCCCCAUCCCCGGAGGGCGGCACUAGGACCCGGCGGUGCUCCCCCAUCCCCGGAGGGCGGCACUAGGACCCGGCCUGGGCGGCGGCAGCGGCGCGGUCGGUAUCGGCAGCGAUAUCAGCAACGGCAGCGAUAUCAGUAACGGCAGCGAUAUCAGUAAAGGCCGCGGUAACGGUACCGGCAUCGGCAGCGGUAUCAAUAUCGGCAGCGGUAUCGCUAUCAGCACCGCUAUCGGGGCGCACUGCGGGCCGGAGCGGCCGGUGGAGCUCGCGCGUCCCCGCCGGGCCCGUUCAGCCGGUGCAGGGGCGGAACGCGCCGUGGCCGGGCGGGGGAGCGGCCCCUGCCCCCGUGGCCGGUGCAAAGGGGAUGGAGGGGUAGGAAGGGUCCGGCUCUCUCCCGUGUCGCCGCGGCCGGGGGUGGGGGGAUGCUCCCCGGGGCGGGAGAGGAUUCGCAAGUAGGAGUGGAGGGAUGUUCGCACCCCGGGCCGGGCGGGUUUUCCCUUCCCGGAGGGCGGGAGGGUUCGCGUCCGGGGCUGGGGGACCCCCGGUGGAGGAGAGGGCCAGGUCUGAAGCAGCCUUCUCCCGCAGAGCGACAAUGUGAGCCCCGGUCCCGGCCAUGGCCGAGCCCGCCGGAGGGGCUGGGCAGCGCCCGCCGCCCGCGGGGCGCAGGAGGUGACGGACUCCUCAUGAGAGCCCCCAGCAGGUAAGGUGCUCGCGGGUCGCUGGCGAUCACUGUGUGCUGAGGCUGGCACAGAGACAUGAGUGGCAGCACGAGCCAGCGUGCCGCCGCCCUGGGGGUCCUCUUUGCCCUGAUCAUGUUGCUGAUCAUCUACAGCUCCGGCAACGGGAGCGAGGUCUUCCCCUACAGCCGCCUGCGGGGCAGAGCCCGCCGGCCCCCCGACCUCAAGAAGUGGGGGGUGAAAAGCGGGUACCUGCCUGUCUGCGGGAACAAGACCCUGUCUGCCCGCUGCCACCAAUGCGUCAUUGUCACCAGCUCCAGCCACCUCCUGGGCACCCACCUGGGCACAGUCAUCGACGGGGCUGAGUGCACCAUCCGCAUGAAUGAUGCUCCCACCACGGGCUACAGUGCUGAUGUGGGCAACAAGACCAGCUUCCGUGUGGUGGCCCACUCCAGCCUCUACCGUGUCCUCAAGCGGCCCCAGGAGUUCGUCAACAAGACUCCAGAGACCAUCUUCAUCUUCUGGGGGCCUCCCACCAAGAUGCAGAAGAGCCUCCUGAAGAUCAUCCAGCGCGUCUGCGCCUCGUUCCCCAACAUGACAGCCUACGUUGUCUCCCCCAGCCGCAUGAAGCAGUUUGAUGAUCUGUUUCGGGGAGAGACAGGGAAGGACAGAGAGAAGUCUCGCUCGUGGCUCAGCACUGGCUGGUUCACCAUGGUGAUCGCGGUGGAGCUGUGCGACGCCAUCCACGUCUAUGGCAUGGUGCCACCCAGCUACUGCGGCCGCCACCCCCCACCCCGCCGCCUGCCCUACCACUACUACGAGCCCAAGGGCCCCGACGAGUGCACAACCUACAUCCACAACGAGCGGAGCCGCCGAGGCAACCACCACCGCUUCAUCACCGAGAAGAGGGUCUUUGCCAGCUGGGCCGGCCUCUACAACAUCACCUUCUCCCACCCCACCUGGACCUAGGGGCUGCCCCACGCCUGCUGGGCAGCUGGGAUGGAAGGGGGCUCCCCUGCAUCCCCCUAGGAGUGGUGGGAUCAGGUGCCACCAGCUGCCUCCCACAGGACCACUGCUGUUGUGCAUGGUGGCUCCUUGCCCCUGGGAUGUGUUGGGUUUUGAGGGGACCAGGUGGUGAAUGUAAGAUUUGGGGUGUCCCCCCUCCAUGUGCAGGAUACUUAGGUGUGAUAUCCUGCCCCAUCCUGGUCCAUGCACAUUGCAGCCCCUGUGAGGCUGUAAGGGGUUCCAGGUCCCCUCAGCUCAGUUUUGGUUUGCACCACUUCUGGGGUCACCACAGAGACUCUUUCCCCAACUGUCUGGGUGAGGAGACCCCUCUUGGAGCUCAGCCCCCCCCCCUGCCAUCCCCAGCCCCUCAUCCCAGUCCUCAGUCAUCCUUCCCACAGCAGAGCCCCACGGUUUUUGGUGGGACCCCAAGGGGGUGACAUUACAACCCUCCCUGUCCCAGCACCCCAAAAACACCAGCCCUUCCAAGCACCGCUGUGCCCCACACUUCCAAAACCUUUUCUAACUGAAAGAUGGGGGUUUUGGGAUCUUUUAGGGGCUUUUGGCUUUUUUCUCCUGCUUCUAAUCCUGGGGUUUCUACUUGGGUUUCCUGGAUGAAGGAGUGAGCAGGGGCUGCUCAUUAGUGGAAACAAAGGACCAACAGCUGCUUAUAAGCAAUUUAGAAGUGGGGGGCAGUGGUGCCUCUUGGCACCCUGUGGCUGGGACACGACUUUGUUACUAAUUUCUCAGCAGCAGAGAAAUUGGGGGAAGCACCUAAAUACGGUGUGUUUGGGUGCUGAGCCUUGGCAGGAAUCCAUUCCUCAGAUUCCCUCUGGCUGUGGCUGGCGUUUUGGGGGGCUGGGUGCUGGGGGAAGCAGUGGGGCACCCAUAUUUUGUAAUUGUACAGGAAUAAAUAUUGCUGCAGUCUGUUACCUUGA